This is a messenger RNA of Lolium perenne, 1578 nucleotides long. Lineage: Eukaryota; Viridiplantae; Streptophyta; Magnoliopsida; Poales; Poaceae. The record is from RefSeq and is a predicted model, not a curated record.
AUGGUCAGGGAGGUGUCCCUGACGGUGACAGCAAGCGCUGCGUCACCAACGGCAUCAGCUGCUCACCUCGAGGCUGGUGACCACGUCUUCUUGAACGAAGAACGUUCGCGAGUCGUGCUCCGACGGAACCCCAGCGACGUUGACGCCACCUGUUUGGGGGACGGCUCACUCGUGGCGAUCCAUGGACGUGGGACGGUUCUGUUCGCCAUCUCUGGAGACGAACACCCCGCGCUGACGCAGGUAUACUGGAUCCCAUGGCUCAAGAGCAACAUCGUCUCCAUCAGCCAACUCGACGAGAUUGGGUGGCCAACCCUUGUCAAGGACGGUUUCAUGACCGUGCGCGACCGGAAGCAGCGCAUCGUUGCCAGAGUUCCGCGUGCACGAAGUCGCCUCUACAUCAUCCGGCUCGAGCUCGUCAAACCUGUGUGCCUUGCAGCGCACUCCACGGAGGAUGCAUGGCGCUGGCAUGCAAGGUUCGGCCACCUGCACUUUGAUGGGUUCGCAAGGCUGGCGCGACAGAACAUGGUCCGCGGCCUCCCUCUCAUCGAACAAGUCGAGCAUGUGUGCGACGCCUGCUUGGUCGGGAAGCGGCAUCGAUCUCCAUUUCCCCAGAUGGCGAUGUUCCGAGCCAUGGAGCCGCUCAAAAUGGUUCAUGGCGACCUCUGUGGUCCAGUCACACCUGCAACUCCGGGAGGAAAGAAGUAUUUCCUUCUUCUCGUUGAUGACCAUAGCAGGUUCAUGUGGUUGGUCCUGUUGCAGAGCAAGGACGAGGCCACACAGGCUAUUCGCCGGUUUCAGGCACGCGUGGAGCGCGAGACUGGGAAGAAGCUGCGGACGUUCAGGAGUGAUCGCGGCGGCGAGUUCAACUCCAAGGACUUCGCCUCGUACCUCACCGACCUUGGUGUCCAGCAACAUCUCACCGCACCGAGCAAGGCAUUGGUGUUCUUCGGCUAUGAACCAGGGAGCAAGGCAUUGGUGUUCUCCGGCUAUGAACCAGGGAGCAAGGCAUAUCGCUUGUAUGAUCCCGUCGGCAGACCCGUGCACGUAUCGCACGAUGUGGUCUUCGACGAGCACCGCCCCUGGAACUGGGAAGGCGUGGAGGAGACAUCAUCUGACAUGUCUUUCGUCAUCGGUCCACUCUCAGUGAUAUCUGGUGGGGCAUUCCCACGAGCUGCCCCUACACCGCCCGCCAACACGCCUGCUCCUCCAUCGCCAAGCUCCCCUGAGAGGAGCAACGCGCCCACACCACCAAUGCCGGCCUCGCCCACGCCACCCAUGCCAACAUCAGGGAGUGCUGGCUCGAGUUGCUUGUCAGAAGCAUCAACAAGUGGCUCUCAAUCUGCAGGCACACCGGUGGUGUCUGGUGCAUCGGCACCCCUGCACCCCAUGCAGACACGGGGCCGAGACGGAAUCGUUGUCCCCAACCGCCGUUACCUGGAAGAGGAGCCACAUGAACCAGAGACACCGCUCACACCACAGUCACCAGAGAUUGACGAUGUCGACGAAGAUCCUGACUAUGAGCUGCACCUGGCAUUCGGAGAAGAGCCUGGCUCCUUCACCGAAGCUGAAGAACACUGA